Sphenostylis stenocarpa is the source of this 525-nucleotide messenger RNA. The record is from the annotation of a GenBank genome assembly. NCBI's taxonomy places the organism in Eukaryota, Viridiplantae, Streptophyta, Magnoliopsida, Fabales, Fabaceae.
AUGAAGAAGUUUGUACUCAAGUUAGAUUUGCCAGAUGACAAGGCUAAACAGAAGGCCCUUAAAACAGUUUCAACCCUUUCAGGGAUUGAUGCCAUCUCCAUGGACAUGAAGGAGAAGAAAUUAACAGUGAUAGGAACCGUUGAUCCAGUGAAUGUGGUGAGCAAGCUUCGGAAGUACUGGCAGACAGACAUAGUCUCAGUAGGUCCAGCAAAGGAGCCUGAGAAGAAAGAGGAACCGAAGAAAGAAGAGCCAAAGAAGGAGGAAGAGAAGAAAGAGGAGGCAAAGAAGGAGGGGGAAGGCAAAAAGGAAGAGGAGAAAAAGGAAGAGCCAAAGAAAGAAGAGAAGAAGGAAGAGAAAAAAGAAGAAGAGAAGAAAGAAGAGGAGAAGAAGAAAGAGGCACCACCCCCACCCCCAGAUCCAGUUUUAGAGUUGGUGAAGGCUUAUAAAGCUUAUAAUCCACAUAUGACCACAUACUACUACGUUCAAAGCAUGGAAGAGAAUCCCAAUGCUUGUGCCAUUUGUUAA